Molecule: messenger RNA, 1835 nt
Organism: Aspergillus melleus
Lineage: Eukaryota; Fungi; Ascomycota; Eurotiomycetes; Eurotiales; Aspergillaceae
Gene: rsmA
Product: putative bZIP transcription factor (Fcr3)
Exons: 3
Coding region: 85-996 (303 amino acids)
Cellular component (GO): RNA polymerase II transcription regulator complex
Molecular function (GO): DNA-binding transcription activator activity, RNA polymerase II-specific; transcription cis-regulatory region binding
Source: RefSeq, a predicted model, not a curated record
ACUUUCUUUCCCUUCUCUCCGCCGUUCCGCUACCUUAACGUUUUCCGCCUGCUUUCCCCCCUAUCACACAGUCAACAGGAUCAGAUGGAUUACUCGUACUACUCCGGUCCUCAGCCCCAGCCUUUCCCCCUCUACGGCCUCCCCGCCGGGCUGCCCACGCCCGAGCACCAUCAAUCCGCGCCCCGUCCGGACAAUCUUCAGGACACCUUCACCUCUCUCCAAAAUUAUCAAUCCUUCGACCCGUCUUUUCGCUUCCAAAACCCCGCCGGCCAGUCUUUUGUCCCUCCGCCACAUUCCCCGCCCGAGUCUUUUUCCAAACAUUCAGUUUCCAGCAAUGAGCCUUUCAAUCACACAGAGCCAACCUCGGUGGAUGGUGGAGAUGAUCGCAUGGGAGACCCGCAUUUAGGGAGGAGCAGCAGUGAAGAAAAAGAGGGCACAACCCCGGCGCAAACGAAGCGGAAGGCGCAAAAUCGCGCUGCCCAGCGUGCAUUUCGGGAGCGAAAGGAACGACACGUGCGAGAUCUGGAGGACAAACUCAACAGUUUGGAAGAAGAGUCCAACUCUCUACUAGCCGACAACGAGCGCCUGAGACGAGAACUGGCGAAAUUCACGACCGAGAAUGAGAUUCUUCGCGCAACGUCCGGCUCGCUCGGCCGAUCAAACAAUCAACCGGACUCCGGACCCAUCACGACGGGACCCCUGAGGUACUCGCCUACGGAUUUCUACUCCAAUAUCGUCCCCAACGGCGAACCGGUCCGUCGCCACCGCGUCUUGGUCUGCAGCGAAACGGGCGAGAAGCUGCUUGAUGUCAGCACGACCUGGGAAUAUAUUCAGAAUCAUGAGCUGUUCAAGCAUGGCCUCGUUGAUAUCGCGCUGGUCGCCGAGAAACUCAAGGGUCUGGCCCAAUGCGACGGGCAGGGACCGGCUUUCCGUGAGAGCCAAGUGCGCACGGCGAUUGAGGAGAGUGCCGCGGACGACAAUGAUGGGCUGCUAUGAGAUGUUUAUCCGAAUUUGCGUAGUUCUACGACGUGACGUCUACCCCUUUGUUAUUGCUUGUCUUUUUCUUUGAUUCUUUCUUCCUGUCCUUUUCCUUCUAUACGCGAAUGUUUCUGGUUGCGAGGCGCUUCACCGAUGGAUACAUUAUCAGGAUUGAUGGAUAUACUUUGGCAUUGAUAUUUGGAGCUCGACACCUUUGGGUCCUUGAGCAAUUGGGUAUACGAUAACGGGUCUUUUCGACUGGCCCUGGAGUCAAUGGAGAUAUAGGAGCAUGCAUUGGACAUGGCCUUUUAUGUGUGCUGUUUCAUUUGGAGAUAUCGGUUUUGUUGUGAUCGUCGUAUGUCGAACGUUUCAUGUAUGAUUGUAGCGUUCCGCGUAGCUGUCUUCGAUGCUUUGAAUGUAGGAUUGGCUUCUCUCGAACAACAGUCUUCUCUUGCGAAAAGAACAUAUUGACAUCUCUGUAGCAUGCACAUCAUUGGUGGACUUUUUUCUCUCGGGACCUCCUAGCAAAACACGCGAAAUAUGAAUGCUCUAGCAGCGCAGGAUAAUUCCCAUGUCUAGCAUAGCACCCAGAAUGUCGUCCAGAUAGCGCAGAUGGGGUAUAGUAAUGAAUGUGAUUCUUCAACAAGUCACCGAUCUCCAGGAUCAGGCAGUCGUGAUAUUUCAUGGUUUGUAUUAUUUUAGAAUAGACACUCCUUCAGUCCCAGUCGUCAUCGUCAUCCUCUACCUGGGGUUUAUUCUUAGCCGGUCGUUCAUCAUCCGACUCAUCCGACCGCUUUUUCAAUCGAAUAUCACUUUCUUUAAUGGCACCGAGGUCCAGAAGCAUCCUCUCGAGAUCU